Molecule: messenger RNA, 7164 nt
Organism: Lymnaea stagnalis (great pond snail)
Lineage: Eukaryota; Metazoa; Mollusca; Gastropoda; Lymnaeidae
Source: the annotation of a GenBank genome assembly
GACAGAUUUUGAAAACGUAGAGAAUCUUGGAAACUAUUGACAUCCGUUUUCUCAAUAAUAUUAUUUAUUGAGGUAGAGCUUCCUUUUAUUUUCAAUUUCUAUGGUCAUUCUGAUAUUUAAAAAAAUUGAUGUAGCUGAUUUUCCUACAUAUUAUAAAGUAUGCUUUCAAAUUUAGUAAAGCAACACCAAUCCAGACAACAAGCUCGUAAAGAACUUCAAGGUAAUUUGAAGUUUGGGCUAGUCCUAGUUACUCUCUUAGUCUUAGUCAUAGUCUAACUAAUACUAAUUAAUAACUACUAAUACUAAUAGCCUAUAGUAUAGUCAGUAUAGGAUAGUGUAUAGUAAUACUUAUCCACUUAUUAAUACAUUACUGUUACUUAGUUAUUAGUUAAUUUAGUCUUAGUACUCUUAGUAAAACUUCGUCAAAUCUAAUUUUAAAUACUAAUCAGAAAUCAUUAAUUAGGACCUAUAGCCUAUGCCUAUAGUAUAUAAUAGGCAUAGGCUAUACUAUACUAAUACUAUAUUUAUAUUUCUUUUCUUUUUUUUUUUUGUUUCAAUAAAUCAAUUCAAUACAUUUUCAAAUUUUAUAUGUAAUUAAUUAAAAGAAAGUGUCUAAAAACUAAUAACUUCUAGUUAGGUUAGGGCAGGGAACUAUUUGUAGUAAACUACCAAUAGGUUCUAGAGAGCUAUUGGUAGUCAAGCCAAUCAAAUCAAACCAUAAUCAGAGCUUUUUCAGCUGGCGAAUUAUUGCCUCGUUCAUUUAUGACUAAUUAUAAUAGUCUACUCUACAGUAUAGUUUUAAUUUACGAAGUGGAUGAGUACACCGCGGCGGUGUACCUAGCGAAACCAUCGGCUUUGGCCUGCGUAAACCGGGGCGCUGUAUCUAGCGAAAUCGUGGGCUUUGGCCUGGGUACACCGCGGCAAAAAUGUACCAUUGGUCUUGUUUUAAGAUAUGCUUGCUAGAGAAAAUCUUGUGUGGUCAAGUGGUAGAGUGGACGCUUGGCGAUAAUAUAUUUUGAGAUCAAUUCCCAGUAGGAGAUCGAGUUUUUUUUUACUCCCAUUUUAGUUUUAAAAUAUUUUGUAGCAAUUUAAACAAUUUAAAUAUAUUUUUAAAUAUUAUAUUAAAUACGAUAUAUAUAGUGUGUUUCAACAAGUUGUGCCGUCUUUAGACUUUGAAAAUACCGGUAAAUUUAGUAAUAACACAUUAGACAUUAGAAAACAAACUUAAAGUUUCUGAAAGCGCAUUUAUAGUGUAUGUAAAAUGUAUAAGAGAAACAUUAUGAAUACUAAGUGAUAUUCUAUUGUAUUUCAACAAUCUUCGUGUAGUUGAAUACUUACAUUUUACUUUUACGAACACCCAAAGAAAAUACCAGUAUAUCAUUAAUAUCAUAUGACUAUGAAUAUUAAUGUCAUUAUUGUGCAUGGUCGUAUUUCAACCUUGAACCAUCUUGCUUUCACUAUGCCUUAUGCAUUGGCAAAAUGUACACACGAUAUCAAAGGUUCAUUCACAACAGUCAGUCUCACAGCAAAUCUUUUGAAAACACCUCGAUUUGAGAAGUAGCAAACUCUAUAGCAAAGCCAUAGGCAUAGGUCUGCGUUUACCCUUUUCAUGACGGAAUUUGUUUCCAGAAUGGCAUGGCAUGUGCUAUUCUCAGGUUGUUUUUUUGUUAAGAAAUCGAUCCUUGCCGGGGGUGGGGGGGAGCUGGAGGUGAGUUAUGGGCAGAGGCUUAACCAAAAAGAGGGCCUUCACAAAUCACGGCUUUGGAUAGGGGUUGUCCACAAAGGACGUCCGCACAACAAACUUACCUUUUGCAUCCCCCCUCUGCCUGCAUUUUUUACUAAUGUGUAAUGCCAAUGUAAAACUAAAUCAUACGAUAUUUAAUCAUUGUUAAAAGACUUUUAAAAAUCACUGCAGUGUUUUGUAUUUAUCAUCAUACUGUUGUUUUGUGGUGACACACACUUCCUAUCACAAUGACAAUGCCUUGGACAACUUUAACUUCACGACUUCAUGAUCAAUGUAUGAAUAUGUGAUUCUCGUCCCGUAGUGUAUUUGCAGACCUGUUUACUCUUACGAUUUUGGCGUACAAUGUACGAUUUUGAGGUGUUAACAUGUAUUCUGUAUGUUUAUUUUUUUCUAUAAAUAUAAGGUAUUGAACGAUUUUGUGAUAAUAUUGUACGAUUUUUGGAGUCUGAGGGUAAACAGGUCUGUAUUUGUGGCGUAAUUAUAUCUUGGUGCUAACAAAAUAGAUUCACUGGCUUCCCAAUCAUUUUUACACCACGCCCCGAGGGAUCACAUACAAUGUUAUAUUUAUAAUGCCCCCCCCCCCUAAACAAAACCCAGCAACAACACAACUGGGUGGGGGGGGAGAGAAUAAUUUCAAAUUAGCUACCCUUUUUAUGCCUAUUAAGAUUCACAAUCAUAUGAUAAAACUUACAACAAUUAAUAAAUAUAUUUGUAUUUCAAUAUAUUGGGGGGGGGAAUAAAGUGGUUAACUUUAAAAAUAAAUCAUGGUUUAACAUUACACCUCCAAAAUAAUAAGAAAUGGUUUACAAGUACUUUGCCACAUAAGCGUGGAACUUAAUCAAUAUCUUCCCAAGGUGCUAAACGAAUUUUAAAUAAAUAGUUUUCAGUUUUAACACGAGUAUAACAUUAAAUCUACAAGUACCAGUUAGGCCAAAAAGUUAAAGAGUCGUUAAGACCAUAGUUUUGCUACUUAAAAUCGCUGCGGUGUUAUUAUUUAGCUAGGUACACCGCCGCGGUGUACGCAGGCCAAAGUCAAUAGUUUCGCUAGGUACACCGCCGCGGUGUACGUAGUGCCGGCCUUUAAUUUAAGACUGUCUUCUGUAGCCUUCCUCAUGCUCAGAUUUGGCUAUAUUGCUAUAUAAUUAUAAUUUAUAAUAUAGACCUAAUAUAGAUAGAUGUAUGAAUAUGAUCAUUGUCUGAAAAAUGUUACCGAGCUUCUUCUUUGCCAAGGCCAAAGUAAUUAUUAUUAUAAGUGCGUGGACGUGGUACCCCAGCCUAGGGCUGGGCUCACCAAGCUGUACAUUCAAUUUAACAAACAUAACCAUGAACUUAAAAAAAUUAAUUAACAUACAUUAAUUAAAUAAAACAAAACAAAUGUAUAUUUAAAACUAUUUACAUGUAUGGUAAAGCAAUAGACGACACCCAGCAGCAUCGUUUUUCGGUCAGCGGGAGGAAUCAGUCAGGAUAGUAGAGGUUAAAAAGAUGUGUUUUGAGUGCAGUUUUGAAGGCUGUGCAGUAAAAAUAAAAUCCAACAUAGGCCUACAUACUUUAGAGUGAUUUUAGGGAUGUAAUUAAAAAUAAAUUGUGACUACCAAUAUCAUUAGAAUUAGUCAAUACUGCACUAAUCAAUCUAUCACUAUCAUCAAUUGAUAGUUUUUUUAUAGUAAACUACCAAUAGUCACCUAGAAGCUACUGGUAGUGGAGUACCAAUAGCUGCUAUUGUAGUUUACUACAAAUAGAUCCCUACCAAUAGCCACAGCCAAUUAAUAAAUAGAGUUUAAUUUAGAUAUUUAAUUUAUAAUGUUAGGGUACAACUACCUACAUUACAGUUCAGGUGAUUACUUAAGUCUAACUUAGUCUAAGACUAAGUCAGUAAGUAACUUAGUCAGUAAGUUAAUAGUAAGAGUAUUCUGUAAACCAUAGUUGUAGACUACUACUACUGUAGUUUUUUUGUAGAAAGUGAAAGACUUACCACUUACUAAGUAGAGAUAACAUAGAACAACUAAUUACUAGUUUAAGUUAACUUUAGGCCUACCUACCUAAGUUAGAUUUACAGGUAAAUGCAGACAAUAGUACUUCAAUAGUAGGCUGUGGCCUAAAUCAAUAAAUAAUGGUAGAGAGCUUUCUCAUUGUAAAAAAAAAAAAAAUAACACAAACUAAAAGUAGAAACAGACAUUGCAAAAAAAACCCAAAGAUCGAGUCGGUUAGAAGCCUUCUUCAGCGAACAAAUGAGUAACACAAACUAAAAGUAGAAACAGACAGAAUGGUGGCACAUUCACUUCUGUUUUGAAAAGUAAAACUAUCUUUGCCUUAUAUGGGAUUCAGGACUAAUCCAGCUUUCAUAAUAAAGGCAAAGAUUGCAUGGUGGAGAAAACUAUAAUUGAUUGAAAUACUAAUGAAAAUAAUCCUGAUAAUUUUUCAGCUUUUUAUUAUUAAUGGAGAGGGUCUAGGGAGUCUGUACUGAUACUGGGUUUCCACUUUAUUUAUGGUCAUGAUUUUGACGUCAAUAACUGAGUCUUUGUUUGUGUUUGAUUUCUAUAAUUAAACUAAUACCCAGUACACUUAGGCCUGAAUAAAAUAUUAAAUGAGAUGAACUGUAAUUAAAAAUGGUAGAUUUUGUCAUGAGAACAUACAUUCUUUCUAUUACUUUUUUCAGAUAAGCGAAAAAGGGAUGCCAUUGUGGCUGCCACAGCACUAUCUCAUGUACUAGUUGAUCAUCUAAAUGCUGGGUAAGUGACAUGAACUACUAGUUUUUAGAUUUAUAACUGUAUGAAUAGGGUAUACCAGUAUUUAAAAUAUUAUUUUAGAUUUAGAAAGCCAAACUAUUAAGUUGUUACUAUUUUGCUGUCAUUUCCCUAACAGAGUUGCUCAAGCUUACGUUAACCAGAAGAAACUGGAUACAGAGACCCGUAUUCUUCAGGCCAACGCAGCUCAGUUCUCCAAACAAACAAUGCAGUGGUUAAAACUAGUUGAAGAUUUUAAUACUGCUUUAAAGGUUGUCAUUUUUUAUAAGUAACAUGAAAGGAAGCUUUUCCAUGAGCUGUAAUCAUACAAUAAUGACCCAUUUAAAAACUUGUUUAGUAAUCUUGCAUCUGCCAUGACAUAGUUUUUAUUGAAAAGAAUUAGAAGUCGGUGAAAUAGCAGGGCAGGUUAAAUUGUAUUUAUUUAGGUAUUUGUUCAUUAGUUAAUAUCAGACUAUGUCUUAUUUUGUGAAAGAAAAAUGGGGAAAAGGUAUGGGAAAGUCUAAAAAAGGAUGCAAAAAAACCCCAAAGAUCGAGUCGGUUAGAAGCCUUCUUCAGCGAACAAAUGAGUAACACAAAUAUAAAAAUUAAGAUAAAUACUGAGGAGGAAUUUUAGGGACAUAUCGAAAUAUUGCGCAAGAUGAACAGUGUACUACCGGUUAGUGAUGGGACGAUUAACCGGCAUUGUAUCGGAAUAAUCGAAAUAUCGGGAUUUUUCCAAAGCAUCGGGAGUCGGUAUCGGAGCUGAAUAAUUCAGACCCGAUUCCAAUACCAAAACGAUUCUUAACUGAUUAACUGCCGUAAGCCGGUGACAGCGCAAAGUUUGUUUCGCGUUAUAAUAUUCUUUAUUUUGUUCCGAAUAGCAUAUUGUAAAGCUUCAAUAGCAAGUUAAUAAACUUUUCUAAUCAAUUCUCAACUUUUAUAUUAAUUAAAUAUGUUAAUACCUGGGCACAGUAAUAAAUAUUUGUAAUAAUGGCCAGGAAUCGGAAUCGUAUCUGGAAUCGUAUCGGGAAUCGGGAUAAUUGGGUAGAAUCGGAAUCCUAUCAGAAUCGUUAAAAAUUUUGGUAUUGUCCCAUCACUACUACCGGUAUCUCAAAACAAUUCAAAAGAUGCAACCAAAAGGGUUCCAGUAAUGACUUGACCAUCACUGCAAUUGUUUCCUAUCCCGCCAGGGUAAACUUUAAAAAACAAACCAAUACACAAUUUUGGAACAUAGACACCACAUGGCAUGAUGAUGAAUGUCAUGUUCUCCUUCAUUUGUUUAAUCUUUUUACAACCAAUCGCCAUGGACUUAUUUUUCCUCUCUUCCUUCCCCUUUUGCCUAUAUUAACUCUUAUUGGGUACCUACUUAAUCUACUAAUGGUCUAUUACAUUCUUCUUGCUGUCCUCUCAGAUACAACACUCGUUUGUUUACUUGAAAAGGUUUCUUGCCGACAUGUUCUGGGCUUUGUUGCAUGCUUUUUUUCAGUUUUCCCAUAUCGUUUCCCAUAAUUCUUUCUAUAUAACCUGAUUGAGGUUUCUCCCCCAUUAUUAUCAUUGUUAUUUUAUGAGUUUAGCUGAUGAUUUUGUGGAAAGUGUUGCAUGUUAUUUUCAGUGUGUUAAGUUUGCUGUGCCAUAUAAAUAAUAUUAUAUUGAGAAAAAAAAUCAUAAUACAGUUUGACAAGAGAAAUUCUAUUGUCAGAGCUUGCUACUUGUUUGUAGUUCAGGCUUAAUUUAGCCAGCUUGUACUACCAUUACAAACAACACUUCAAAAAUACCAGUACUUUUGAUAUUUUAUGAAUUAUUGUAAGUUUUAAGCAUUUAAUUUAACUUUAAAAAAUAAUAAUUUUCUCUCUCCUUCAAUAUUUAGGAAAUAGGAGAUGUUGAAAAUUGGGCCAAAAGCAUCGAAACUGAUAUGAGAACCAUUUCUAGUGCCCUGGAAUAUGCAUAUAGUAAAAGUAAGUUUCUUUGGCUUUCUAUAAUUUCUAAUACUUUUUGGGUUGUUUUCACUGAUGCAAAAAUAACAAAAUCCAUUGAUGCUCAAAAAUUUAAAAACCCAUUUAUGCUCAAAUAUCACAUAAACUCAAUGUUAUUUACUCAGCUGUUUAAAUUUCUUGUUAAAUGGCAUUGAACUUGAAUUAACAUAUAGAAUUAAUGUACCCGGUACAAGGAAUUUUCACAAUUGUUGAUUGCAACGUAUUUUUCCUGGAGUUCCUGCAAAAAUGUAGAUACCGUACAAACUAAAUGGUCCUCAAAAUCUCAGCCUUACUAAAUAAACCAUUUGUCAACUGAGACACUUGAGACCCAAGGUUGUCAAAGUGGGAGAUGAGGGGAUUUCUGAAGUGAUUACUGACAGACAUGGACUGUGGAAUAGAGUUUGAGAUUUUAAUGAAGUAGAUAUGAAUAAAAACAAAUUUUGAAAAUUUGACAACACCAUCUCAAAUAUUUAAUGCUAAAUCAAAUGAAUAUUUUAACUCCAUUCUGAGCCUAGAUUAUUUAAUUUCCACAUAUAUUCUUUAGCUUUCUGAACCAAAAUAAAUUUACCUCACCUACCCCUAUGAAUUAUUGAAAAAUAAAUGGGGUUUGAGAAAUUGUCGAAAGGGGAAAGUUCAGUUCAAAAUACAUCUGCAUUAACACUUAAAUUCAUUACCAUAAUUAUUUUUUUUUAACCCAGCUUUAGCAAUCAUUUAGUGAAGGUGA